CAUCAGGUCCAGCCCUUCCGUCAUCUAGGGUUUAGAUUGCCAAUUCCCCAAUCAAAACACCACCCCAAUCCUGAUUCAAAUUACACCAAUAUUUCUGUAAUUCGGCGGUAAAAUCAUCAUGGGGAAGAACGACUUCCUAACCCCAAAGGCAAUUGCCAAUCGGAUCAAGGCCAAGGGACUUCAGAAGCUUCGAUGGUACUGCCAGAUGUGCCAGAAGCAAUGUCGAGACGAGAACGGCUUCAAAUGCCACUGCAUGAGCGAAAGCCACCAGCGACAGAUGCAGAUCUUCGGCGAAAACUCUAAUCGCAUAGUCGAUGGCUACUCCGAGGAGUUCGAGCAAAGUUUUCUCGAUUUGAUGAAACGAAGCCACCGGUUCAGCCGUAUCGCCGCCACCGUGGUCUACAACGAGUACAUCAACGACCGCCACCAUGUUCAUAUGAAUUCGACUGAGUGGGCCACGAUAACCGAGUUCGUGAAGCACUUGGGGAGGACGGAUCAAUCAGAAUUCGGAUCAACCCCUCAUUGUCCAUCUCUGAAAAUAAUUGAACAGAGAAAAUCCAAUGAUGCAGAAGUCGAGUCACUGCGAGAGGAAUACCAUCAAAGGGUUGCAACACUUGAAAGGAAGGUGUAUGCUCUUACAAAGGAAAGGGACACGCUUUGGCGGGAGCAGAAUAAGAAAAGUGAUGCAGCUGCUCUUCUGAAGGAAAAGGAUGAAAUAAUUAAUCAAGUUAUGGCUGAAGGUGAAGAGCUUUCAAAAAAGCAGGCUGCUCAAGAAGGACAGAUUAGGAAAUUAAGGGCUCAGAUCAGAGAGUUUGAAGAAGAGAAGAAAGGGUUGAUUACUAAACUUCAGGAAGGUGAUGCUGCUGUUGCCGUUGCUGAGGAGGGGAAGAAGAACAACCAUGUAGUAAGAAAGUUGGAGAAGCGUCAACAGAUUUGCACCCUUGACCAGCAUAUUGAAGAGCAAUUUGGUUGUGGUCGUCUAUUGGCUUGUAUCUCAUCACGACCUGGACAGUGGCUGUGCUGAUGGGAUGGGAAAACAUUGGACAAUGAGUUGGAGGUUGUUGAGGGAAUGAAGCUAGAUAGGGGCUACAUAUCCCCUUAUUUCAUCACCAACCAGAACAAUCAGAAAUGUGAAUUGGAAAAUCCUCUAAUCAUAAUCCAUGAGAAGAAAAUCUCAAGUAUUAAUGAUGUGGUUAAAGUAUUGGAGUUGGUUUUGCAGUUAUGAUUUCAGAUCUGUAGAUAACCUGUUGUUGCUGAUAUUGCUACACGGGAGGAGAACAGAACAAGUUGGAAAAUGUGCAAGAAGGGAGAGCUAACUCAUACAACGAAGAACAAAUUGAUGAAGUUAAGAUCAAAUUAGUAGAAUUUGUGAGCUCUCCAUUAUUUAUAAUUAUAGGUAGGAAGUAUGUAUGUAAUAGAGCAAAGAUUGGUUGACUAUGUAAUAACAAUUGAAUUGUCAAGUUUUAUGAAAGAAAUAAUUUUUGCUUCU
Prunus dulcis (almond) is the source of this 1489-nucleotide messenger RNA. Its product is annotated as KIN17-like protein. The record is from RefSeq and is a predicted model, not a curated record. NCBI's taxonomy places the organism in Eukaryota, Viridiplantae, Streptophyta, Magnoliopsida, Rosales, Rosaceae. Gene Ontology annotation, biological process: DNA damage response; DNA replication. The transcript has 9 exons. Gene Ontology annotation, cellular component: nucleus. Gene Ontology annotation, molecular function: double-stranded DNA binding. Bases 119 to 1024 code for a protein of 301 amino acids.